Nematostella vectensis (starlet sea anemone) is the source of this 1917-nucleotide messenger RNA. Its product is annotated as dnaJ homolog subfamily B member 5. Bases 665 to 1696 code for a protein of 343 amino acids. The transcript has a single exon. Gene Ontology annotation, molecular function: protein-folding chaperone binding. Gene Ontology annotation, biological process: negative regulation of transcription by RNA polymerase II. Lineage: Eukaryota; Metazoa; Cnidaria; Anthozoa; Actiniaria; Edwardsiidae. Gene Ontology annotation, cellular component: cytosol. The record is from RefSeq and is a predicted model, not a curated record.
AUAUGCUCGUCGAGAAAAUUGAUUUUAACCCUAAGGGAUAGAACAAGGGGUGUGGCUAACAUAAAUUUUGAUCCGUAAGGGACAACAAAAGGGACCUUAAAGGGUGCUUUCAUGUAUUUUUUGAGGUAUCAAUAUAAAAAGUUAGAUUCGAGUUGUUUAAGAUUUUACUUUCUUCGUAAUUUACUUUCUUCGUACUUUCUCUUGGGCAGUCAAAACAACGAACGCGAUUCCGGUCAGCGGAUGGUUCUAGGUAAUUCCAUUUCCUACCCGUCAAAGCUCAAAACGAACAUUUGAAAGGAUCUUCUUUAGAAGUUUCCAGAAAGCCACCUGUUAAAAUCCGUCACGCUUUGCCAACCGGAAUUUUAUCCGAUUUCACCAGAUAUGUAAAUUAUCAAAUGCAUAGAAGUUGUAUACAAGUUGUAUAGAAGGCCUAAGCAUUAAGGUGCAAAAGUUUUGGGUGAAAUACGUUGAAUGCGUGGUUUUCCCUUAUCGCGUGACCCCCUGGUGUCAUAAUCUUUAUUGUCAGGGAAAACCCAACAAUUAGCGAAAUUUCUAGAAGACAAAAAUACACAUUACAUACAUAUUAAGUUCGCACAAUGUGGAUUUCAUUUAAAAAGCAGUUGUAGCUAAGGGAAGAGCAUCUCUUGCUAGUGCGGUCUCUACAAUGGAGAGUAAUUAUUAUGAAGUUCUCGGAGUAGAAAGGAAUGCUACUACAGAUGACAUACGGAGAGCUUAUCGGAGACUGGCGCUCAAGUACCACCCAGAUAAAAACGCAGGGACCGAGGAAAAUUUCAAGGAAGUUUCAGAGGCUUAUGAAGUUCUUUGCGAUCCCCAACAACGUGAAAGGUUUGACAAGAAGUUCGCACCAGACACGUUCCGCUAUUCGUAUUCAAAGCGCGCGACAAGUUUUGAUUACGAAGUGAAUUGCGGUGGAUUUCGAAAUUCGCAUUUCAGUUGUACUACCGAGGAAGCGAAACGAAUGUUUUCGAGGAGUUUCUGUGAUGAGGAUUUCAGUGACCUCAUUGGCGGGUUCGGAGACUUUGGUCUUUUCAGUAGAGAGAAGUCUAGAAAAAGCAGUCGAUACGAUGAUUUUUUCAACGAAUUUAAAGACGAGAUGGAUUUUGAAACUCCGUUCAAGAAAUUUAAAGUCCAGGAUCCGCCGAUUGAGAGAGAUUUGCUGAUCGGCCUUGAAGAGUUACUGAGGGGAAGCACAAAGAGAAUGAAACUUUCUAGAAAGAUCUUUCAAGACGGAUUGUCAUCUAAAACAGAGGAAAAAACCCUGAUCGUGAAUAUCAAACCAGGCUGGAAGCAAGGAACGAGAAUAGUCUUUCCACGGGAAGGCGAUAGAAGACCGGGAAAAGACCCAUCAGAUAUAGUAUUCAAAAUAAAAGACAAACCCCAUCGCCAUUUCACUCGGGACAAAGACAAUAAUUUAAUCUACAAGGCGACAGUGUCACUGAGGACGGCUUUAGGAGGGAUGAAUAUUCAUGUGCCUUCUUUGUGCGGCGAAGUUAUUGACUUAGAAAACAAAGGUAUAAUUCAACCAGGCAUGGUUAGAACAAUCAAGGGCGAGGGAUUACCAAUACCGGGGAACCCAUCUGUCAGAGCUGACAUGAUAGUAGAGUUCGACGUACAUUUCCCGAAUUUUCUGUCACGUGAACAGAGGCAAGGUCUUUUAGAUUUCUUGCCGGGAUAAAUGGGGUUAAGCGAAGAGCUGUUUGGGGCACACGCGCCGUGAGAGUUCUUGAAUGUUCCUCAGUCGUAUCAAGCAGAGCAGAUGUUUAAUCAACAAAACAAAAUCUCGAGUCAAAAUAGCUUGUAAUUAUUUUCACCUACAGUGUGAGCAUAGGAGAAUAUGUUUAAGAAAUAGAAAUAGUUAUUGUAGACAAUUCUAGAAGAAAAAUUAUUACGAUUUUC